Symbiodinium pilosum is the source of this 1989-nucleotide messenger RNA. Lineage: Eukaryota; Dinophyceae; Suessiales; Symbiodiniaceae. The record is from the annotation of a GenBank genome assembly.
AUGGCAGACCAGCUGUCAGAUCUCAUCGCCAUGCUUUCGGCGUCGAAGACGCUGAAAUCAGAGACCUUCUCGAGGGAGAAGUGGCAGCGUCUGCUGAUGAUCUUGCUUGUGAGACUCAAGGUGAAGCGUGCACAAUCCAGCCUGCGAGAGAUGUUGCCAGCGCGCAUGCUCACCUUGCUGUGGAAGGUACUGCAGAAGGCGCUUCCGCCUGCUGAAAGCAGCAUACUUGUGAACAUGGUGAGAGAAGAGACAAUCGCAACCUGCACGCAAAACCUGCAGCAGAAGAUUGAGGAAGUCUACUCUCUGAUGGAGCUUCGAGAGCUCGGGGCCAUUUGGAUUCAUCAUGCGCAGAUAGUGCUAGGAGGUGUGGUAUCCGUCCCACUUCGCAGAGCGACUUGGCCUACGUUGAGCAUGCUCUUCGAUUCUCCACGCCUCUUACUGGACAAAGCUCUGUACCCUCCCUGGGUGCCUGCUCCUGUGCGAGAGCAGCUAUCAGAUUCGGGCACAAUCGGCCCUGCUAUGAAAGAGUUGGACGCGGCAGAGGCUUCUGCACUGCAGAUCUUCUGCAUGAGCUUGCGACUCUGGUUCUUCCAAGCGUGGUCGGCUCAGGUGGCGAGCAUGAACGAGUCCAUGCAGCCCCCAGCGACUCAGUGUGAGCGAUGGCUGCAGUCGGCUGUGAGCCUCUGCCUCCGGUCCUUGCAUCAGCUGGCCGCAGUUCCUCAGGAGGUGGCUUCAGAGCUUCAGCUUCAGGCUAGGGCUCUCCUGGCUCGGGCAUACAGCAUGUUGGGUCGUUUGUACGCGAGCACCGGACGCUUCACAAAGGCGAUGACACAUGCCAAGCAGGGCAUCGAGUUGUUCAAUGCAACAAAGGACAAACUUGAAGCGGCGAAGCUGCAAAUUUGGCUUUGCAGAUUGCAAUUACGAAUGGCAGUCCCGCAGGCUGCUUCUGCUACCCGCUCGACGGACUGUCUUUUCCUGGACAAGGAUCCAAGUCUUCUUGGUGGUCUGUCAGCAUCGGCACCAGCUGAAGAGACUGCGCUGCAGCAGGUCGUCCAGCAAUUGCAGAAAGCCUUGGGUGCUUUAGACAGCAGCGCGGCCCUCGAGAGCCAAGCGCAUUCCGAGGGCCAGGUUCUGUUGGGUAAGGUGCUCCUUCGCCAAGCCCUGGUGAGACUCGCUGUGGCCAAAGCUCCGCUCAACACCUGCAGCCGUCUCGUCGAGGAGGAGUCGAUUCUCGUCAGCGCUCUGGAUCUCCUGCAGGUGCCCGAUGCAAAGAUGGCUCAGAGCCCCACGGAUGGCGGCAAACAAGUGGUGGAGAGAUUGCAUCAGGCUGCCACCUGCUUUCGUUCCGCUGAAGCACCGGUUCCCUGCUGCUCCGUACAUGCAUGCCUUGCCUUCGUGUACUUUUGCACUGCGGGUGCCGACAGCCGGCUGCAGAAGCUGGCAGUGACUCAUUGCCAACACGCACUUGAUCAAUGGGCAUCCGCCCCUAUUGAUGAGCGAGUCGAGGCAGUUGGCGUUGCGUUGAAGCUGCUGGAAGCGAAGGCGGCUCGUCGCACCUCGCAGAAAGGCCGGCCAGCUUGGACUGGUGAUGCCAAAGCAGCGUCACUCCUCUGCGAAGUUGCCGUCUCCAGGCUGGCUUCGCCAGAGCAUCCAGAGACUCCCUGCAGAGGCGGCGAGAGUCCUACACAGGCAGGCGAACCUGCAGCAGGAGGCGCCCCACAGCAGAGUCGGGAUGAGCAGGUGCGAAAUGCACUUCUGUCCACAGGGGAGGACCAAGGCGCAAGUCUGAUGUCUUACUUAAGGCAAGAGCUCAGCACAGUCCUGUUGCGCCUGCUGAAGGCAUGCGAUCAGGAAGAUUUCGGCCGCGAUCUGAAGGCGGCAUAUUGUUCAUUACUCACGGCAUGGCAUGAAGCUUCCGGCCAGGUGGAAGCUCUCAACGCCGUCGCAGCCCACACCAGGAGGGUUCUUGGACGUGAUUUGCCGUCCUGA